UCUAACAGAUUCAACCACACACACACACACACACACACACACUGGCACACACAUUCAAGUGAUUUUUGCUCCAGUUGCCUUCUUUAAUGACUUCAACAUGGGCCUGCCAAUAUUUUUUAUUUUAGCAAUGGUUCUUAAUUUUGCUCACAGCAGAGACAUGCAAGACUCCGAGACCAGAGACUUGGUUCUUGACCAAACAGUGAAAGGGAUUUUGGGGGAGGAGGUUUACCUGCAUUGUCUAUACACUGGACAAAGUAGCAUCUCGUUCUCCUCCUGGAACCGUAUCGAUUCUUCAAAUAAGGCAAAGAAAAUGGCAGGCUACAAAUCCAGUAAAAUGUCUUUCAACAGAGAAAACUUUGACAUUCCGGCAUCAGUUACAAACCUUACUGUAAAGGUGAACGUGACAAGUUUUGAUCAAGAGGGAGAAUACACAUGUGUCUUUGACUCUGAUGAGGAUGAAACAAAGGACACCAUGUUUCUCAGCGUUAUUGCUCGGCCUGAUGUUGACAUAAAUGUGAAAAAGGAAGUUGUGAAUAAGACCCUCUACCAUGCUGUCACUUGCUCUGCCUCCGGUGCCAAGCCUGAGGCUGUGAUUAGAUGGGAGAUCUCUGGUGCCCUUCCAAGAGAUGACAUCUUCUCUGUGAACAUGAUUAAUCCAGUUCAUCCCAAUGGCACAACCAGUUCAAUCAGUGUACUUCGCUUCCCCCUAAUUAUGAAUAACGAGAGCACUGUUACCUGUGUGGUUGAGCAUCCAGCUUUUACUGAACCCAAAAGAGUCAACAUAGAGGUGGACACAUUUGUUUCUCCUGUUAUAAGCAUGACAACCGUCCUGGUCCAAGAAGGAGGAGAAGACUUUCAAGAAGUCAUCUGUACAGCAACAGGAGGGAGGCCAAAUCCAAAUAUCACAUGGAUACUGCCUGAAUUCAAAAACACGCUACCUUUACAGAGAAAUGUCUCCAAACCAGAUUCAGUUAUCAGUUCAUAUCAGUUCCAAUCAGAUCCUUAUGAAGGAGAAAAUAUCUCUUGUGUCUUUAGCUAUGUGUUUCUCCCAUUCAUAAACACGAGAACAAUUACUUUGCCAAUUUACUAUCUUUCCUCAAUUCAGCUGAAGAACCUUGAUUAUGCCCUUAACAGUGAGAACCAGACUUCACUGGCUCUAGUGGAGGGGGACAUGGACAUUACAAUCAGGAUGAAUGUUUUGGGAAAUGUACCAAGUUAUAAACUGAAAUGUUCCAGGGAAGGCCAACCACUACCUGAGGAUGUGGAUGUGGUUGGCAACAAUCUCUUUGUUAGAGGACCUGUUGAGCUGCACCUUGCUGGACAAUAUCUCUGCCAGGCCUCUUACCGUAGACAUCAAGUUUCCCUGCAGUUUACAAUUGAAGUAAAUCCAAAAGUCUUACUGCCAGUGACAUUUCCCCCAAAUAUCAGUGUGAAUUUAGUAGAGAAUUCAGACUACAUUCACAUUGAAUGUUUGGCCUCCAAUGCUGUACCUGCUGCAAAUGUGUCCUGGGUUCUUCCAAAAGAGAUUAAUAGUACAAUUCAGUCUGAAGACACACACUAUAAUGGAUCUUACUCUGUCAGAAGUGUGUUGACUGUGCCUAGCUGCAUGACCCGCAAAUAUGUAAUUGAGUGCAUAAUUGACCAUCCUGAUUUCAUGGAAGAAGAGAGGCGGCAGAUUUCUCUUCCUGUGUGUGCACCACCGAAUAUUACCCUGCAGUCUAGUGUUGAAUGGCACAGUGGCGUUGCGUACGCAUCGCUGGUGUGUUCAGUGCAGAGCCAGACCCCAGCAGCGGCCAUCACCUGGGCCGUAAAGUGCCAUGGCAUGAAUAUUAGCUCUAGUGAAUUUGUAAUGACUCAACCUGAGUUUCAGCAGAGUCAUAUGGUUGUCGCUCAGAGCGCGGCACGUAUUCCUAUUUACUCACAUGCCGGAUGCACCAUGACCUGUGUGGUUGAGCAUCGAGGGUUAGAGAAACCAGAGAACAAGAGCUUCGUCCUCCCAUCCUUAGGGCCGUCUGUAAGCCGUGCGUUUCUGGGUGAAGAGAGUCUUAUUUGGCAUGCUGUGUGUGAGUACAGCGGCGAUGGGGUGAAACCCAACAUCUCCUGGGUCUUUCCCGAUGAAGACACUGCAAUACUGGUGACUACUGAAUCCAGAUAUAAUGGAAUUAAAGUAGAAGUCAGUUUAACUCAUGAAUUUCAACUCAGUCUGUAUGAGGGGAAAGAUUUGAUAUGUCUGAUCCAGAACAAUCUCGGCAGGGAUGAAAGACGGACAAUACACGUUCCAAAAUACUCUAUCUCAUCUAUUGAGGUUUUAAACAAAACCACAGUUGAUCGUAGAGGACAUGGCCAGAAUGAGCAUCGUUUAGCACUGCAAGAAAACCUCUCGAAUCAGAAGAUACUUCUCAGAGCCCACGGCAAUGCUCCGUCGUACAGCACAACAUGUUACAGGGAGGGCGGGUCAGCAGCUGGCACAGAGGGCAUGGCAUUAGUUUUUACAGAGCCAGUGUCUGAACUGGAUGCAGGAUUGUACAUAUGCCACGUCUCGUACCACCACCACAUGGCUAAAGUUUUCAUUCGGGUGGAUGUAACUAGUGAAGAGACUCAGCACAUGAUAUUCAUCAUUAUUUGCUUCUCGUCAGCUGCUGCAGUCACCCUCAUCUUGAUUAUCGUUUUGAUUGUCCUCUGUAAAAGUGGGACAAGUCACUCAUCACAAAAGAACAACAGGACAGAGCGUGAGUCUCUAGCAGCUCUAAUGCAGGAUCCUCGCUGCCCAGAGAGGACUGUGAUUUCAAGCACGGCUGGGCAGCACUAUGCUGAGCUUGUGCACUAUUCCAUUGUUUUUGAUGCUAAAAGCACCGUGUGACACACCUGUUGGGUUUUACGACUGUAAUAGAUCAGUUUUUGCACAUACUUGCGGAGUUUGUGGCAGAUUGAGUGCAUGCUUUUUAAAAAGGGGGCAUGCUUAAGAAAUUCGUUCAUUUUUAAUCAGACUGUUAUGCUGAUAAUAUAAAUGGUAAUGAAAAUUUGCUUAAAGUUUUCUCAACCCAGGCCAUCCAAGAUUUAGAUGAGUUUGUUUCUUCAUCAGAACAGAUUUGGAGAAAUUUAGCAUUGCAUUAGUUGCUCACCAGUGGAUCCUCUGCAGUGAAUGGGUGCCGUCAGAAUGAGAGUCCAAAAAGCUGAUAAAAACAUCACAAUAAUUCACAAGUAAUCUAUACGACUCUAUCAAUUAUCAUCUUGUGAAUUGAAAAUCUGUGUAUUUGUAAUAAACACAUCUAUCAGGUUUCUCCGAAACUUCUCGUAUACAUCUUCAAUGGCCUAAGAAUGAGUAAAUAUUGAGCACAUUUUUAUUUUUGGAUGAACUAUUCCUUUAACAUGAAUAUUUCACUAGUGGUCUCAGGGUUUUGGACCCAACUGUACACCAUACACUGUACAUUGCAAUUGGUAUAGCAUUGUUUUUGAUAUGUAGUUGUUCUUUUUCCUCAACUACAAAUACCGAUUGUAAGGAAAAGAUUGAAGUAGCUUGGUAUUACUUUCAGCAUUAUGAUUUACUUCGAUAAGUAGCAUUGUUUUAUAAAUAUUAUGAGCACAUUUUUAUCGUUUUACUACUUUUUAAGAUUGUUGCUUUGUUCUGACUUACACAGAGAUAUACUUUAAAAGCCUGGUUGGUGUCUUCUAUCUUGGUUUCGUUUCAAUUGUACUUGUAGCCCACAAACUGCCUGAAUUUGUAGCGCUGUUGCGCCCUCUGGUGAUCCUGCAGUAUAUAGUGGGAGAAUCUCCAUCUGGGCCUGUGUCCAGUCUGAUAUUUUGGUUAUAAGAUUUUACUCCCUUCACAGUCUUUGUAUGAAUGAUGACUGGUCUUUCCGUUGUGUUGCUCUAAGAUGUUUAGGCAUCUCCAGGGUAAAUAAUGUCACUGUGAUACUUGUAAAAAUACAAUAAAAUACUUGACAAGUUUAAAUA
This is a messenger RNA of Onychostoma macrolepis, 3954 nucleotides long. RefSeq lists its product as uncharacterized. The coding region runs from base 98 to 2860 and encodes 920 amino acids. The transcript has 14 exons. Gene Ontology annotation, cellular component: adherens junction. Gene Ontology annotation, biological process: heterophilic cell-cell adhesion; homophilic cell-cell adhesion. NCBI's taxonomy places the organism in Eukaryota, Metazoa, Chordata, Actinopteri, Cypriniformes, Cyprinidae. The record is from RefSeq and is a predicted model, not a curated record.